Sesamum indicum (sesame) is the source of this 732-nucleotide messenger RNA. The record is from RefSeq and is a predicted model, not a curated record. Lineage: Eukaryota; Viridiplantae; Streptophyta; Magnoliopsida; Lamiales; Pedaliaceae.
UUCUUGCAUUUCGCAUCAGACUAAGUCACAAAGACAAGCCUUUUCAACAAAGUAAAUCUUGCUUUCUUAUUCCUUCUUUGUUAGAAUUUCAACUCGAAAAUCAUAGCCAUGGGUGCCAUCACUUACGAUAUUGAGAUUCCUUCCUCAAUCCCAGCCGCCAAGAUGUUUAAGGCCGUUGUCCUCGAUGCAGACACCCUUAUUCCUAAGAUCAUGCCCCAGGCUAUUAAAAACGUCGAAAUCUUAGAAGGAGACGGUGGUGUGGGAACCGUCAAGAUCAUCCAUUUUGGUGAGGGUAGCCAGUAUAAGAGCACCAAGCACCGUGUUGAUGCUAUUGACACAGAGAAUUUGACACACAGCUACACCAUUGUCGAUGGUGAUGCUCUGGCGGGAGUUCUUGAAUCCAUCACAUAUCAUGUGAAGAUUGUGGCGACAGAAGAUGGAGGAUGCAUCUGCAAGAACAGGAGCAUUUACCACACCAAGGGCGACGUUGAGAUCACUGAAGAGAAGAUCAAGGAAGGAAAGGAGAAGGCAAUGCAGAUGUUCAAGGCCAUUGAGGCUUACCUUCAUGCCAAUUCUGAUGCCUAAAGCUAAUUACAAGCCUUGUUUGCAUUGCUAUUACUUGUGAUUUUUUGUUCUUUCAAGUUUGUAUGAUGAUGCAAUUUCCUUACUAAAGGUUUUCUUUGGAAUCUGUUCGAUCACAUUAUCAAAACGUUUGAUAUAUACAUUCCAUUU